CCAAAAAAAAAUAAUAAUAAUAAUAGUAAUUGAGAGUCUGGGAAUCGAAAACCCUAAUAAUUAGUGGAAUGAGGGUGUCGACAGUAUUUUGUUUGUGGGUGCUGCAAGUUUCAGCAGUGUGCUGCAACAGUGGUGUCACUAGCUCUUAUCUCAGAAAACCCCAUGCUUCCGUUGAGAUGCCAAUUUAUCACUUCCCCCCUCCUCCUGGAUUCAAUGCUCCUGAGCAGGUUCACAUAACACAGGGAGAUCAUGAGGGGAAGAGCAUGAUCAUUUCAUGGGUGACGCCACUUCACCCCACCCCCAAUGAGGUCGUAUAUUGGGAAGCAAAGGGCAAUUGUAGUGACAAACAGCAGGUUCAGGCUAAGACCACCUCCUACCGAUACUACAACUACACUUCCGGCCACAUUCAUCAUGCCACCAUCAAAAGACUCAAGCAUGAUACAGACUACAUUUAUGAACUCGGAAAGGACAACGAGACUCGGAGAUUUUCGUUCACGACUCCUCCUAAAGUAGGCCCUGACGUUCCCUGCACCUUUGGCGUUAUUGGGGACUUGGGACAAACAUACGACUCUAAUCAAACUUUCGAGCAUUACGUGUCCAGCGGAAAGGGCCAGGCAGUGCUGUUUCUUGGCGAUCUCUCGUAUGCAGACAAUCAUCCUUUCCAUGACAAUAACAGGUGGGAUAUUUGGGGCCGUUUUGUCGAGAAGAGUACUGCGUAUCAGCCGUGGAUUUGGACAGCAGGCAAUCAUGAACUUGACUUUGCUCCUGAGAUUGGUGAAAAUACUCCAUUCAAGCCAUUUUUGCACCGGUACAACGUUCCUUACAAGGCGUCGAAAAGCACAUCCCCUCUUUGGUACUCGAUCAAGCGUGCCUCAGCCUACAUAAUUGUCCUAUCAUCUUAUUCGGCUUAUGGUAAAUACACCCCUCAGUACAAUUGGCUUGAAGAAGAACUGCCAAAAGUGAACAGAGCUGAGACUCCAUGGCUGAUUGUCAUGGUUCACUCACCAUGGUAUAACAGCAAUAACUACCAUUUCAUGGAGGGUGAAACCAUGAGAGUUAUGUUCGAGUCGUGGUUCGUUAGGUACAAAGUCGACCUCGUGUUUUCUGGCCACGUUCACGCUUACGAGCGCUCGAAACGAGUAUCGAAUGUGAGGUACGACAUAACAAACGGACUAUGUACACCAGUUAGUGAUGCUUCUGCUCCAGCCUAUAUAGUAAUAGGUGACGGUGGAAACAUCGAAGGCCUUGCAGACAACUUCAUAGAGCCACAGCCUAGUUAUUCGGCCUUCCGAGAGGCGAGCUUCGGGCACGCACUUCUUGAACUGAAGAACAGGACUCAUGCAUACUACACUUGGCAUCGGAACCAAGACAGCGAAGCUGUUGCAGCAGACUCUACCUGGUUCUACAAUAGAUACUGGUAUCCACAUGAUGAAGAACACAGCAGCACCACCCCAGUGGCUUAACUCAACUCAAUAUUUAACUUAAGUUUUUCAGGUGCUGUCAUUCGUUUUUUUUCCGUUUUUGCUGUUCUUGAUUCCAACAUGACGUAAACUGCAUUUGGCGAUUGAGCUGUCCCUCGCACGUACAAGAUGAUUAUGUGGAUUUGAGGAUACGGAUUUCAAAUUCCUUAUAAUAAAUGCUCCGCACUUGUUCUCGGUUAUUUUCAUAUAAAUUAAUGAUUUCAAAUCCUACAA
This is a messenger RNA of Sesamum indicum (sesame), 1694 nucleotides long. Its product is annotated as purple acid phosphatase 5. NCBI's taxonomy places the organism in Eukaryota, Viridiplantae, Streptophyta, Magnoliopsida, Lamiales, Pedaliaceae. The record is from RefSeq and is a predicted model, not a curated record. Gene Ontology annotation, molecular function: metal ion binding; acid phosphatase activity.